Molecule: messenger RNA, 1466 nt
Organism: Ipomoea triloba (trilobed morning glory)
Lineage: Eukaryota; Viridiplantae; Streptophyta; Magnoliopsida; Solanales; Convolvulaceae
Product: ribosomal RNA processing protein 36 homolog
Exons: 10
Coding region: 377-1111 (244 amino acids)
Biological process (GO): maturation of SSU-rRNA from tricistronic rRNA transcript (SSU-rRNA, 5.8S rRNA, LSU-rRNA)
Cellular component (GO): nucleolus; 90S preribosome
Source: RefSeq, a predicted model, not a curated record
CUCAAUUGACAAUAGCCCUACCCUUUUCCGCUUCUCAGCUUCUCCACUCUCCCGUCUCUCCGUCUUCGACGUUCUGCUUCUCCACUCUAACGCCGGAUUCCGCCCUCAUCUCUCGUCUCUCACACUCUCACUGCUUUCUCCCUCGUCUCUCACCGCCUCACGCCCUCCGCCCUCGGCGACACUCCCUCACGCCCUCUGCCACCAAACGGCCAGACCUCACUACGACACUACCCAGUCAGCGACUCAGCGGCGACCGCCAGGGACUCAGCGACUGCAACUCGCCAACUCCUCCGUUUCCUCGUCUAUUCGUCCUCAAGGAGUCGAGUACUACUGUACAAAUCUGGUUAAUUCCUCGAAAAUUAUCUCGGGUAAUAGAAUGAAGAAAGCAAUGGAGCCGGAGGUUGUUGCGACUUCAAGCAAAAUUAAAUUUGAGGACAGUGAUGAGUAUGAAUCUUCCUCAGAAGAUGUAGAGGAAGAGAUAGAGAGAGAGCUUGCAGAAGUUACAUUUGAGGAGCUGCAGAAGGCCCGCUCAGAUGGGUCAGAGGUACUAUAUAGGAAGCCUACAGCAGAGACCAAGGGUGGCCGAUCUAACAAAAACAGGCCAAUGGAGAUAAGUAGUAAGAAGCCAGUUAGCAGAUUUAGAGAAGUUGUUCAAGUGCCAAAAAGGGUUGUACGUGACCCUCGAUUUGAGACAUUGUGUGGCAAGCUUGAUGAGGAAGGAUUCAAGAAGAGAUAUAAUUUUCUUUAUCAAAAAGAUCUUCCAGCUGAAAAAGAGGAUCUAAAGAAACAGAUGACAAGAACAAAUGACCCACAGGUCAUCAAUGAGCUAAAGAAUCGCAUUGCUUGGAUUGAUAAGCAGUUGAAAUCUGCUUCUACAAGGAAUACAGAGAAAGUGAUUCUAUCUGAGCACAAGAAAAAACAGAGAGAGGCUGCAAAACAAGGGAAACAACCUUAUUAUCUUAAAAAAUCUGAAAUACGGCAGCGUAAAAUUAUUGAGAAAUACAAGGAACUCAAGGGGUCUGGAAAGCUCGAGGCAUUUAUCGAGAAAAAGAGACGGAAAAAUGCUUCCAAGGAUCACAGGUACUUGCCAUACCGCCGUUCUGAAGAAUAAGAAAAACAGUGACAUUGCCAGUUUGCUUUCCAAAUUAAUGGUCCUUUUAGGGGGUGGUUUAAGCUGAAAUUAAUGGGCACUUCCAUUUGCCAAGGGUUGAAGUGAUUUAUUUUGGUAUUAUGAGUGAGAUAGGAUUACCAAGGCUUGAUGAUUUUGUCUUAGCCAAUAACUUAAGUUUAGAACAUAAACUGAUAUCAACAAUCAAUUAACAUGUCACUCUUUAAAAGUUUAAACUUGAGCUGGAACUUUCAAUUUAAAUUUUACUUUACAAAUGAGAGGACACAAUGAUGUAAUGAAUUUUGUAUUGACUACGACACAAUGGACCUAGUAGAAAUGAAUAUCACUUUAAUGCAAA